CUAAUAAAAACAAAAAAUGACACUUCCAGACAAACGAUGAAACGCCGAAUAGCAGCUUCCUCACGAAACUUGUUUACAUCGCGAAAACGAUGGCGUGAUUCGAAUUGCGCAUGCGAUGUAAACAAGCAAAAUAGUGGGUCUACGCAUGCGCUGUAGAGCAUUUUAUUGUUUUCUUAUCGUUUCCACGUUUUCGUGGGGACGGGUCGUAUAGAAAUGAAAACACAUCGUGUGGACGCGGAUCUUUUUGAAAAUGGAACAAAAAGGUUGCGUUUUCAAACGAAAACGGAUACGUGGGGACAGGGUCUUAGUGUCAGUCUCGUGUCCUUCGAAACUGACACUUAGGACGACUGCGCAGGAGACUAGGUUUUUCGUAGAAACCAGUUUUGUCAGUUUGUUCAGGCUUUUAUUUGAAGUCAGUUUGCGUCAGGCUUUCCUUGGAAGUCAGUUUGUGUCAGGCUUUUUCAAGGAUUCAGUUUGUGCCAGACUUUCUAGUCAGUUUGUACUCAGGCUUUUCUUGUAGUUUGUACUCAGGCUUUUCUUGCAGUUUGUACUCAGGCCAUAGUUAGUAGAGGGACUACUAACUAGAGUGAUUUUCAUUAACCCGUGAACUACACUUUAGCGUAUUACACUUUAUUGCGAUCUGAUUCUAUUGUUUUCUUUUGUGUUUUUCAGGCUUUUUUAGAAGCCAGUCUUGUGUCGGGCUUUCUUUUACUUCUUUUUUCCCCAGUCCCCCUUGAUCCCAUAUGUACGGGCGCGCGCUUUGUUAGUUUUCCCUGACUGAUGGUAAGCCUGAGUGUAGACGAACUUGCGACAAAAUUUGCAAGGGCUGAUACUCAGGUUAUAAGCAGGUUAUUGCAUUGUACACUAAUUUUAGCCAGCGAGCCGGCUCUCCAGUGUGUUUUCGUUGUUCAGAAUCCCCGUGGCGCAAAAAUCAGGAAUUUCCGAAUUAGCGUACUGGAGAGCCGGCUAGCAGCAAGGGCGUUGGGAACAGAGGUUGUUUGGUAAAUUGAUUUAGAGAUGACAAACAACGAAACUCCCCUCUGAUUUGGUCGAAUUUUGCCUUGUUUUGCGACGCGCUCUCUGUGUUUAUACGUAGAUACCCGGUCAAGUUACGUUGCAUGCGUAAUCCGAGCUACUACCCCGUGGCGCGCGAACAGUCCCCGACGCGAUAUACGAAACGAGGUCGUGCUCGGAUUACGCAACGUAACUUGACCGGGUAUCUACGUAAACAUUUUUAGCAUGUUAGACGCAAAUCAUGUGACGCGUGACCUGGUGAUCUCUAAGUCUCGUGACUUAUUUCCUUUUCCGGUUUGUUGUUACUGUCAAAGAUGGCGGCGUGCUGCGGAAAGGUCAUCGACUCGCUUUUAGAGUACAACACGAGUAAAAUAGUGCACAUUAAAAGUAAAAAGGUCGGUCUAAUCAACAGACUCAUACAGCUCGCUAUUAUUGGAUAUAUUAUCGGAUAUGUUAUUAUAUACAAGAAAGGUUACCAGGAAGUAGAAAAGCCAUACAGCUCUGUCACCACCAAGUUAAAGGGAACAUCUUUCACUAACCUAACAGGAAAUGAGUCUUUUCCUCUGUAUGGGGGCCCAUUUGUGUGGGAUCAAGCAGAUUAUGUCAUCCCUCCAGAGGAAAAUGAUGCAUUCUUUGUUGCCACAAACAUGGUCAUCACCCCAGACCAGAGACAGGGCACAUGUCCAGAGAGUCCAGAUAUAGCAAAUGUGAAGUGUACAAGAGAUGAGAACUGUACUCGCAUGGAAGAAACAUCAUAUGGGCAUGGGUUUCAGACUGGCAAAUGUGUACCAUCUGACCAAGAAAAAGGCAUCAAGGUCUGCGAGGUGUUCGCUUGGUGUCCAGUGGAGCUGGAUAUUACCCCAAUGCCACAGUUUCCAAGUCUAAAGGACAAUAAGCCUCUAUUAGAUGCCAGAAAUUUUACUGUGUUGAUCAAAAACACUGUUCAAUUCCCAUCAUUUGGAGUAUCAAAGAGAAAUAUCGCCCCUGAUGCUGACACGUCAACACUCAAGUCAUGUCAAUAUGAUAAAGACACCUCUCCUCUGUGCCCAAUUUUCCGCUUGGAAACCAUCACCAAAGAAGCAGGUCAAGACUUUAAUAAGUUGGCAUAUAAGGGUGGAGUGAUUGGGAUCAUCAUCACGUGGAACUGUGACUUCGACUCCCUGCUGUAUUCCUGUGAGCCUGUCUACUCUUUUAGAAGAUUGGACAAUGCAAAUGCACCAAUUGCUAAAGGAUACAAUUUCAGGCAUGCAAACUAUUAUGUAAAGAAUGACACCCUACACCGAACAUUAUUCAAAGCUUAUGGCAUCCGCUUUGUUGUUACAGUAACUGGACAGGGUGGCAAGUUUAAUGUGGUUCCACUUUUCCUGAAUCUUGGCUCUGGCCUUGCUCUUCUUUCCAUUGCAACUGUAUUAUGCGAUGUGGUGGUUCUAUAUGUACUGAGAAGAAAAGAAUUCUAUCGGGAAAAGAAAUACCAGUAUGUCGUAGAAAACAGUUCAGAUGAGGCCCUUGUAAACCGCAAGCCAUCAUAUGUGAAGACAGAGACUGGCUAUCAGAACCUGAUCAGCUAAUGUGACCACCCUCCAAGAAGAAUGGAUAAAUAAAUGGUAUGAGCAAAAGACAAUUUCUAAAUCUAUAUCAAAGCCAAACAAAAAAAAAAAAUAAGAAAAAACAUCUAGCACUUAUCUUAAGACAAUUUACCAAUCUUUACAAAAGCAAAAGAAAAAAAAUAGCACUUUUCAUCUUUGAUGUAAAAAAGAAAUGCUAUCCUAAAAUAUUUGUAUUAAAAUACCAGAUUUGUUCAUAAUAGAAAGAGUUGGCUGUGUGCAGUAGAACAGCCAAUGAUGCUUUUUAGUAUUAAAUAUUCCAAAUACUGAAA
Messenger RNA from Nematostella vectensis (starlet sea anemone), 2890 nucleotides. RefSeq names its product P2X purinoceptor 4. The record is from RefSeq and is a predicted model, not a curated record. Gene Ontology annotation, molecular function: purinergic nucleotide receptor activity; extracellularly ATP-gated monoatomic cation channel activity. Bases 1329 to 2582 code for a protein of 417 amino acids. Lineage: Eukaryota; Metazoa; Cnidaria; Anthozoa; Actiniaria; Edwardsiidae. The transcript has 12 exons. Gene Ontology annotation, biological process: monoatomic cation transmembrane transport; response to ATP. Gene Ontology annotation, cellular component: nuclear inner membrane; plasma membrane.